Messenger RNA from Nematocida parisii ERTm1, 1260 nucleotides. RefSeq lists its product as uncharacterized. Bases 1 to 1245 code for a protein of 414 amino acids. The transcript has a single exon. The record is from RefSeq and is a predicted model, not a curated record. Lineage: Eukaryota; Fungi; Microsporidia.
AUGGAGAUUGCAUGUAUAAAUAUAUCUGUAAAAAAACAACACAUGAACAAAGUCAGGUUGGCAAUGACAAUAGGCAUGCUAAUGCUUGCAGAUACUGCACUUGGAAAAUAUAUAGAAACAAAACUUGAUCUUGUGACUAUGUCGGAUAGCUCUGCUAGAUUAUACAACGGAAUAAAGCAAAGCAACGAAUGGAUCCUUAGAAAUGGCAACUCUGGGUCAAUUCUUAAUUUAACAAACAAAAAUGCAGACCAUGACGAGUGGAGUCUGGAGAUCAAAUUUAAGGCGCCUCAGCUUCUCCACCCCGAGUUUGCAGGGCUAUACUUUUGGUACACUGAAGAACCCAUAAAGCAUGGGGGGUUCAAGGGAGCAAGUGGCCGAUUUAAUGGGGUUAUGGCUGGGCUAGAAUUUAUUGGCAAGUCUGUGGACAUUGUAGUUUCAGUAAACCACGGAGAGAAUGACUACACAAACCUAAAGCCAGAGGAGACAGAGCUCAAAGACUCACCAGAUCCUUCUAUUUUUAAGGGCCAUACAGAUCUUAUCUUAAAAAUCAUCUCUACAGCAAAGAACUUCAAAAUAGAGGUCUAUGAUGCAAAUCGGAACAUGCUGUAUGACAGAGUAAGAUAUACUUCCAUGACAGAAAUAGGAUCUCGGCUUUCUGGAAAGUACUUUGGUCUUACCACGGAUUACUCAAGCACCAAAGGCACUGAAAAUAAUGGAUUUCACCUGCAAGGACUUGAUUUGUUUGAGAGAGAAGAGACUGAAGAGUAUGACCCAGAUACAUACCACACCGAGGUUGCAGAUACAACUCCUCGCCUACCUCAUGAAAUACCACAUACGAAUGAAGAAAUUCAGCACACAAUCUCUGGCAUUGAGCAUCUUACAAAGUACCUGCGGGUUGUUUUAGGGGAUCCUCAAAGCAGGCCCGUUGCAGAGAAUGUCGUAUAUAUUAAAAAGCUCAUAAACUUCCAGAGUGCACAUACGCUGGAAAUCAGGGAUGAGAUUAAAGCUAUGGUGAAAAUAAGUAAAAAGCAUGCAAUGGAAGAAGAUGCCCACAGACAAGAGCUAUUCUACCUAGUGCAGAAUAUGAGUGCGAAGCUUGCUGAAAUGUCAAGAAAAGAAGAACUUGAGCCAAGAAGUAGAAAUAUUCCCAUCUUUGGUUUGAUUGUUUUGGGAUGCAGCCUGUUUGCAGGUGGAUUUGUGCUGGGAAAGAAAUUCUCCCCAAUCAAAAAAAUCUCUUUGCACUAGCUUUCCCUAAAUAAA